Messenger RNA from Sceloporus undulatus (fence lizard), 4602 nucleotides. RefSeq names its product toll-like receptor 13. Gene Ontology annotation, molecular function: protein binding; transmembrane signaling receptor activity. Gene Ontology annotation, cellular component: membrane. Lineage: Eukaryota; Metazoa; Chordata; Lepidosauria; Squamata; Phrynosomatidae. The record is from RefSeq and is a predicted model, not a curated record. Gene Ontology annotation, biological process: immune response; toll-like receptor signaling pathway; inflammatory response. The transcript is spliced from 2 exons. Bases 364 to 3330 code for a protein of 988 amino acids.
UGUCUAUUGUGCUUUGAAGGCGUUGUGGGUCUUCACUGGGAGAAAGGCGGGAUGUAAAAUGGAUGAAUGCCUAAACUCCUGGAGAGAGAAGAGGGCCUCCAUCCGUCCCACUCUCAAAGCCCUAACCUUCGCCUUUUCGGAUGCCUUUGGGCAUCAUCUCCUAGAAAGGAGAAGACUCUUCCCUUUCAUGCCAGAAACAAAACCGAAAACCAAAACUCUAGUGAACUUCCUCCUUAAGUAGAACAACACACACAGACACACAAAGUCCAUGCACACUUUCGAAAAGGAACUCUUGCACGCAAGGUAAGAGAUUGCAGCAUUGGCCAAACCAAGACUGAACUGCUCAGUCCAGGUAACCGGGGAAUGCCAAGAUUCGCUGCGCAGGAGAAACGGGUGUCCUUGGGGGUCCGGAGGAGCGUCCGGUUGACUGACCGCCCAAUGGGUCUGCUGCCCGCUUUCCUGGCCCUGGUCCUUCUCCAGGCUCACAGGGCAUCCGCCUACGGCUUCAGAAACUGCAUCCAGUCCAUGGGGAACCUGGGGUCCUUCAAGUGCAUGCAGCGCUUCCUCAGCGACAUCUCCAGCGCCGUGAGCGACCUCCCCAGCAACGCCACGGUGGUCAACGUGUCCCACAAUUCCAUCCGCUUCCUUCCUUCUGGGAGCUUCCACCACCUCCCUGGGCUGAGGAUCCUCCAACUGAGCAACAACUUCAUGGAGAGGAUAGAGGACGGGGCCUUUGAGAACCUCACUGCCUUGGAGAGCCUCAACCUCUCCUGCAACAGCCUCACAGAUCUGCCCAAAGGCGUCUUCCAGGGCUUGGCCAACCUCAGCCUCCUCUUCUUGCACAAUAACCACCUGCGUACAAUCCAUUCGGAUGCCUUGGCUCCACUGCAGAACCUUCGGAAACUGUGGCUCCACUUCAAUGACUUUGGGGACUUUGCAGAGAUCGUUGGGAGCUUACAGAGCCUGACCAGGCUGGAGCAUCUGUACCUCUGCAACAAUAACCUGACCUCCCUUCAGUCGGGAUUGGGUCUCCCAUGUUCCCUGGCCGUCCUCUCUCUUUGCAACAAUUCCUUGCACGGUUUGGACGGUCAAAGGCGGCAGUUCCUGCAGAACCUGAAAUGGAUGGACCUCUCUUAUAACAUGAUCUCAGACGUCUCUUCCUUUGCUAAGGUCAGCCUACGGAACCUCACUUAUCUGAAGCUGACGGGAAACAGCCUAGAUGUCUUCCAGCUUUUGGACCGUUCCGACUUGCAGCCUCACAGCCUGGACUAUUCUGGCUUGCGCUUAAACAAACGCUCGGAGCUAACCCACAUGUGCCACUUCCUUGGGAAAUCCAAGCGUCCCCCCUACAAUCUACACUUGCAGAGCAAUGGCCUCAGGAACGUCAGUGCCGGCACCUUCUCCGAGUGUCCCCCCAUUCAGCUGCUGGACCUUUCAAGGAAUCGCCUCAAAUCGGUGGGGUGCGUCAGGGAGAUGUGGAACGUAACGGUGCAAAAUCAAACACUGCAGAGUUUCAUCGUGGAACAUAACUUGCUGAACCACCUUCGGUCCUGCUUGCACAGCACUCCCUUAAAAGAGCUGAAAUUCAUCUCUUUCCGCUUCAAUCGCAUCCUCUCCGUUAACAGCUGGGCUUUCCGCUAUGCCCCAAAUCUCAAAAAUCUCCACCUCAACAUCAACUCCAUUGCUUAUUUGGACAGAAAAGCCUUGAGGGGUUUAAAAGAACUUAGCAUGCUGCGCCUGGACAACAACCUACUGACUGAUCUCAAUGCCGACACCUUUCGCGACCUGAGAAACCUCCACACGCUCAACCUCCGGAACAACCACGUCUCGGUCCUCUUCCCAGGCAUCUUCAAGAACCUUGGCAACCUCCGUAUUUUGGACCUGGGAGGGAACAACAUCCGCCAGUUGUCCAAUAUAUCCUUUGAGGGGCUGAGGAACCUUUCCAACCUCUACCUGGAUCGCAAUCGCAUCGAAAGCAUUUGCCACAGCUUUUUUGCCCCAAUGGAGAGCACUCUCCAAGUGCUGGACUUGAUGGGAAACAAGAUAAAUUACAUCAGCAUGAAGCAAGACAGGCCUCCUCCUUUCUUGAACCUGCACAAGGUCUACGACCUCAAGCUCCAGGCUCAGCAACCCUAUGGACUGAAAAUCGUCCCACCAAAGUUCUUCAAGGGCCUGACCUCUCUGCGCAACCUAUACCUGUCGGAGAAUAAAAUUCUCUCCAUCGCGCCAGAUGUCUUCGAUGACUUGGAGCAACUGGAGUGUCUAACCAUGGUGGACAGCAGCAACGGGAUGGGCGACCUCCCACCCAGUAUAUUCAAGAGUCUUAGAAACCUGGUCACUCUCAACCUGGAGAACGCCGGCCUUCGCACGCUGACCCUGGAGGUCUUUGGCAACCUCACGAAACUGCGCAACCUGCAGCUGGGGAAGAAUGAACUCCAGAUAAUUAACGGCAGCGUGAUGGAAAGCUUGCCCUCACUGCGAUACCUCGACCUACGCAAGUGCCCCCUGACAUGCACCUGCGACAACAUCUGGUUCCAGAGGUGGCUCAACAACAGCCAGGUUCAGGUGGUCUACCUGUACAAUUACUCCUGCCAUUCUGGGGAGCACAGGUAUGUCUACAGCUUCGACACCCAUGUCUGCUACCAAGAUGUGGGCUUGUAUCUCUUCUCCUUCACCUUCCCUGCUUUGCUACUCCACAUGCUGCUCCCGGUCCUCUUCCACCGGGCCUACUGGACGCUGAAAUACCACUUCUACAUCUUGCGUGCUUGGGUCAGCGAUCACUGGCGGCAGGGCAAAGACUACAAAUUUGACGCUUUUGUCUCCUACAACUCCACAGAUGAGAGGUGGGUGCUGGAGCACUUGGUCCCCAACCUGGAGAAAGGAGGGAGUCCCAUCUUCCGGCUGUGCCUUCACCACCGGGACUUCCAGCCAGGGAAGUACAUCAUCGACAACAUCGUGGAGAGCAUCCACAACAGCCGGCACACCAUCUGCGUCAUCAGCAGGAACUACCUACAGAGCGAGUGGUGCUCCAUGGAGAUCCAGCUAGCCAGCUACCGUCUCUUUGACGAACUGAAGGACGUGCUGAUCCCCGUUUUCUUGGAGGAUAUCCCCAAGCGCGAGCUCUCUGCUUACUACCGGAUGCGGAAGGUGAUGCUGAAGAAGACCUACAUCACAUGGCCGCCAGAGUCCGAGGCGCAGCGGUUGUUCUGGGCGAAGCUGAGGAUGGCUCUGAAGGCUGGGAACUCGGAGGAGAAGGAAGAAGAGGAAAUCCUAUACUGGUUCGGUGAAGACGGCAAACCCAUCUUGGAAUCCUCUGGAAAGAUGCAAUAGUAGGAAGGCAGUCCAUGCCGACACUCGUUUAUCACACACAGGGACUUUGUCCAAGGUUUCCUGGAAAUGGAGUAAGGGAGCUUGUUUUUAACAACAUCAAUUUUGUUUUCCUGGUGCACUUGUGCACAUGGAGUGAGCUAUCUUGCAUGUGUUCAGGUGUGCCAUGAACAAAAAUUCAUGCAUGGCAUACCAUACAUACUGCUGGAGAAUGGUCAGUGGGGCUCUGGGAGGAGGAGGGCACGUUCCCCCCGACCCAUGGAGGGGAGGAGUCUGAAUUCCAGAGGCAAGCCCCGCUACCUCCAGAAAAGUCAGACAAAAAACCCCAGCCCUCACUGCAAAUGGAAAGCUAGAAUAUCAGACCAGAGAUUCUACCCGAGCACUUUGUCUACUGUUCUGGUUUUCCCUUUGCAAGAUGCUGAGGAGCAUUUAAAAGAGCCAUCUUCCACCUGCAAUCCAAAGUGGUUACAGCCCAUUCUGCUACUUAUUCUGCCCCCUAACCUCACACACAGCAACCCACAGAAGAGAAAGAAAGCAGUGAGGAGAUGUGGGGAUGUCCCAGUGAUGCCAACAGAAUAUAAGGAGGCAUCUGUCCACCCGAUUGCCUAGUCUUGGCCUGCAUCUUCAUCAUGUAGGUAUGGGCAGCUGUGGCCCUCCCGAUGUGAUAGGAUCACAACUUAUGCUGGCUAGGGCUGGUGGGAGAUGUGGACUAACAUUUGGCAGGUCAGUGGUUGCUUGUCCCAAAUGGGUGAAUAGGAUGGGAUUUCAACACAAGACAACACACACCUGCAUUUGUGCCAUUGCAAGUUUGAACAGAUGACAGUUACUGAAGUUAAGGCUACAUUUAAGACAGCAUCAGUGGCUCAGGGGAAGGUGCUCAAGCCUCAUCUUUGAUGGGAGAAUUGCAGGUGAAUGGCCCACAGUGAAGUGAGUUUAUAUCCAUGGAAGCUCAUACAAAAAUAAAAACCAGUUAGUCUUAAAGGUGUUUCCACAUUUCCCCCUUUGCCCUGUCCCUUUCUCCUUUUUAUGCUUCAAGAAAACCUUGGAGCACUCUUCUGGAAAGUGAGUGCCAUUUUGGCAGAAGGCUCCACUUUAAAGGCAAAACCACAUUGCUGGUGGGAGAAGUUGGCAUCUCUGUAAAAUAAGUAAAUUAAGGCCAGACUUCAGUUUGAGCCAAAAGAGAAACACUUGGUCUUUCUGUACUGUUGGGUUGUUUUUAUGCUCCAUCCCCACCUAUGCUCAGGUCUGUUUGCUUGUAAUUAAACACAAAUAUUG